GAUCAAUUCAGAUGUUGCCCAGUGUCACUCUGUCUUGUCCAAGGAGAACACAGCCAUGGCUCUGUAUCUCGCUGUCCUUCUGCUGUCUCUGAUUGGUGGAGCACACACGGAGGCCCCGCCCAACUGCUUGGCUGGUGUCCCUGGUAACCCCGGACACAAUGGGCACAAUGGCAGGGAUGGGAAAGAUGGGAGUGAGGGAGUCCCAGGACUCAAGGGGGACAGAGGAGAACCAGGGGUGCCAGUCCCAGGGCCUCCAGGCAAGAUGGGUCCUGCUGGGCCACCUGGUCUGAAAGGAGAGAUGGGGGGAAUGGGGAUGCCAUUAGGGUCUGUAAAAACUGAUCCUUUGACCAAGUCCUUGCAAGCAGAUGUCCAGACUUUGAGAUCCAGGUUGUCUCUUAUAGAGAAAGCUACAAGUUUCCGCAUCUUCAGGAAGGUAGGAAUGAAGUACUAUGUGACUGAGGGGUGGGAAGACACAUUUGAUGCUGGUCUGAAGCUCUGUACAGAUGCUGGAGGUGAUCUUGCUUUGCCAAAAAGUGAAGAGGAGAACCAAGGUCUUGUGAAGGUGUUAUCAGAGUUAAAGGCACUUGCUGGAUGGAUUAGGGCAACAGACAGGAAGACUGAAGGGACCUUUUUGGACGAGGAUGAGAGCACACUGAGUUUCACAAAAUGGCACCCGGGAGAGCCCAAUAAUUCUUGUGCUAUAAUCUGUGCUAUAAUCAAUAAAGACAGAGUCUCGUGGAAUGACGUUUCCUGUGAUAGAAAACAUCACAUAGUAUGUGAAGUAGACAAAUAAGACAAUAUUUCACCAAGACCAAGAUGAGACCAAGGCCUUUGACUUUGAUAUGAAGACUUGUCUUGAGAUAAAGACUGGUCUUGAGAAUCACAUCCCUGUCUGACAUAAACCAUAACAGUGGGUUCUGUUUGUCCUGACUGUAAUUAUUAGCAAAUCAUAUACUAAGAAGUGACUUAUGCUAAGCCAUCUACUCUAUGUUACAUUAAAAGUUGUUACAAAAUGCAUGAACUUUGGCGCAUUUGAUUAAAAAAAUAAACUCACCAGCAGUAUGGAGAUGUGGAGAUGGCUAACUGACCAGAGAUGAAGUUGGUUGUUGGUAUUGGUUACGUUGAAAAUAUGUACCCUACAGUUAUGCUUUUAAUAACAACGUAUUAGUAGUCCAAAAUACUAACGAUUUAUAAAUGAGCUAUUUCUGUUAGCAUUGCCAAGCGUUAUAUGUACUGAUGAAGACAAUAACCCAGCUGUAUAUGUGAUAUAACGUGUUAUUAAGGGGAUAGAUAAACAAUAUCUCUGCAUAUAGUUUAUCUAUCUAUCCUUUAUUCUAUCCUUUAUUUUUUAUCCUAUGUUAUGCAUUUUAUGUAUUCUGUUUUUUAUCUUAAAUCUUUUUGCACUCUAUCCCUGUUUUUAUGUUCAUUUCAUUUUAUUUGAUGCACUCUAGUUUUUAAGUUUAUGUUUUAUGUUUUUAUGUUUAUUUUAUGUCUAUUUUAUUUGAAUGUGCAUGUAAUUUCUUUGUGCACAUCAUUUCUUUAUUGUUAAGCAAUUUGAGCUACAUUGUUUUGUAUGAAAGAUGCUAUACAAAUAAAGUUUAUUAUUAUUAUUA
Messenger RNA from Clupea harengus (Atlantic herring), 1613 nucleotides. Its product is annotated as mannose-binding protein C-like. NCBI's taxonomy places the organism in Eukaryota, Metazoa, Chordata, Actinopteri, Clupeiformes, Clupeidae. Gene Ontology annotation, cellular component: multivesicular body. The record is from RefSeq and is a predicted model, not a curated record.